Didymodactylos carnosus is the source of this 1245-nucleotide messenger RNA. The record is from the annotation of a GenBank genome assembly. Lineage: Eukaryota; Metazoa; Rotifera; Eurotatoria; Philodinida; Philodinidae.
AUGCUGACAGCCAACCACCACCAGGUUGCACACAAAGCACAAGUAAGGGACAGACCAGGUCUAGUUGAAUGUCAUAUUGAUGUUCUUCUCAAGAAUGGAAGCUUUGAACAAUUCACAGACGGCAAUCGGGAAGCCGAUCCAGAGAACAGAGAAGAUCGUAUGGAUGAUCAAAGUGGCGAACCUUUAGAUGAACAUACUCUAUCACAGCAAAUGAGUCACCUAUCUACUUCUCGACAACCGACGAUCAGUUCAACCAACGUCAAAGAUGAUAUCGAGGCAAUUCCGAAUUAUCUGUCGAAGAAGAACAAAUCAUUCAAAGAUGUCAUCUAUCGAGCCUCAUCAUCAUCAUCGUUAUUGAAAAACAAAAUGAAAGGAUUAAGACGAAUGGUCAUUCUGAUGUACAAAAUAAUGCUCAUUCAGAUUUAUCAUACUCUAUGGUCAACGUAUUUGAAAUCAGGCACAGGGAUACUCAAAGCGAAAGAACUGCCUGGUGUGAAAGUUUGGCCAACAGAAGUAAAAUCAUUAGUGAUGAAGCAAAAAGCAAAUGAAGAUGAAGCUUGUCUAGCUUGUGUCAAUCAUUAUCUACGUCAUCUUGAUGACAGAAUGGAACACUAUCGUGAUGAACUGAACAGGAUUAACGGUCAAUUAUGUGUGAAUACACAAACAAUUGAAACAUUCGUUCAACAAGGACUUGAAGCUCGGCGGUUGGAAAUGGAACAUAAAGUUACACUCGUUCACCAUGAUUAUAACGACCGCGUAUUAGAAUCCGAAUAUCUGCAGCAAAAGCCGAGUAAACAUCAAAAGCAAAUUGCUAGACGCCUUUGUCAAGCGAAAUAUAAACAGGAAACAUCCAAGCAGGAAUACAACUUACUUAAAACACGUAUCUCCAACUACGAUCGUUCGAAGGCGUCUGGAUCACAUAACGAAUUGUUUGAUUCAAUUGAUGAUCCAACGGCUAGAGAGCAACAAUUCUAUAAUCGAUAUAGACAAGUCAUUCAGAAAUCGAACGAUGAAAUGAUCAGUCUUUAUCUAAGUUCAGCUGAAGCUCAAAUGCAAUACUAUCAAAAACACUUCAACGAUGAAUUAAAGCGAAUCUGGGAAGAACAGCGUACUGCUCGCAUUACUGAAAAACUAACCGUAGCUAUGCUCCAUCUAAUCGAACAACGCUACAAUAAUAUCAGUGACCGUGUGAAAUGUGUUUACGACUUUCGUGUUCAUCUUCUUGAUUUGAAUUUAUCUAUUUGA